AUGAAGCUCAACAUUUCCUACCCGGCCAAUGGGUCGCAGAAGAUCAUCGAGAUCGACGAUGAGCGCAAGCUCCGUCCCUUCAUGGAGAAGCGCAUGGGCGCCGAAGUCUCCGCUGAGUCCCUCGGCGACGAGUUCAAGGGCUACAUCUUCAAGAUCACCGGUGGUAACGACAAGCAGGGUUUCCCCAUGAAGCAGGGUGGUAUUUCUCCUCCCACCCGUACCCGUCUGCUCCUCGCCGACGGCCACAGCUGCUACCGUCCCCGCCGCACUGGUGAGCGCAAGCGCAAGUCCAUCCGUGGUGCCAUCACCGGUCUCGACUUGUCCGUUCUCGCUCUGUCCAUCGUCAAGCAGGGUGAGGGCGAGCUCCCCGGCCUGACCGACACCGUUGUCCCCAAGCGUCUCGGCCCCAAGCGUGCCACUAAGAUCCGCCGCUUCUUCGGUCUCGACAAGAAGGACGACGUCCGCAAGUUCGUCAUCCGCCGCACUGUCACCAAGGAGGGCAAGAAGGAGUACACCAAGGCCCCCAAGAUCCAGCGUCUGGUUACUCCCCAGCGCCUGCAGCACAAGCGCCAGCGCGUUGCCAUUAAGCGCCGCCGCGCUGAGGCUGCCCGCGAGGCUGCCAAUGACUACGCCAAGCUCCUUGCCAACCGUGUCCACGAGGAGAAGGCCAAGCGUGACGAGCUCCGCAAGCGGAGGGCCUCGUCCAUGCGCAAGUAA
Molecule: messenger RNA, 717 nt
Organism: Penicillium maclennaniae
Lineage: Eukaryota; Fungi; Ascomycota; Eurotiomycetes; Eurotiales; Aspergillaceae
Product: 40S ribosomal protein eS6
Exons: 6
Coding region: 1-717 (238 amino acids)
Biological process (GO): translation
Cellular component (GO): ribosome
Molecular function (GO): structural constituent of ribosome
Source: RefSeq, a predicted model, not a curated record